This is a messenger RNA of Myotis daubentonii (Daubenton's bat), 1751 nucleotides long. It is a transcript of the gene TMEM9B, whose product is annotated as TMEM9 domain family member B. Gene Ontology annotation, biological process: positive regulation of canonical NF-kappaB signal transduction. The coding region runs from base 598 to 1374 and encodes 258 amino acids. NCBI's taxonomy places the organism in Eukaryota, Metazoa, Chordata, Mammalia, Chiroptera, Vespertilionidae. The record is from RefSeq and is a predicted model, not a curated record. Gene Ontology annotation, cellular component: lysosomal membrane. The transcript is spliced from 6 exons.
GCCCCGGGCUGUGGGGCCGCUCGGUGUGGCCGCCAUGGCGACUCCGUGGGGAGGCCUCCCGCGUCUCGGCGCCUCGCUCAGCCUGUCCUGCCUGGCGCUGGCGGUGCUGCUGCUGGUGCGGACGGCCGCCGCCGCCAAGGGAGGAAGGGAGAAGAAUAGAAAGUUAGAAACAUCAAUGAGAGAGAACCAUCAAUCAGCUGCCUCCUGCACCCCCACCCCCACCCCCACUGGGGAUGUGCCCGCAACCAAGGUACAUGCCCUUGACCGGAAUCGAACCUGGGACCCUUCAGUCCGCAGGCUGACGCUCUAUCCACUGAGCCAAACUGGCCAAGGCCAGAUCCGGGAUUUUGAUUGGGGUUCUUGCUCAGGGAUUCUUGCAGAAGUCUUCCCUACCUUCCACCAGAAACAGGAACAGCAGCUCGUCUCCUUACUUUCAAAACCUUGCUGGCACCCUCUGCAUAUCUCUUGUCAUCACUUUAGAAUUCGGAGGAUGUUCGGUGUAAAUGUAUUUGUCCUCCCUAUAAAGAUAUUCCUGGACAUAUUUAUAAUAGGAACAUAUCCCAAAAAGAUUGCGAUUGCCUUCAUGUUGUGGAGCUCAUGUCUGUGAGGGAGCCUGACAUAGAAGCAUACUGUCUGCGCUGUGAAUGCAAAUAUGAGGAAAGAAGCUCUGUAACAAUCAAGGUUACCAUUAUAAUUUACCUGUCCAUUUUGGGUCUUCUACUUCUGUACAUGGUGUACCUUACUCUGGUUGAGCCCAUACUGAAGAGACGACUGUUUGGACACUCACAAUUAAUACAGAGUGAUGACGAUGUUGGGGUUAACAAAGAAAUGAUGGACAAUAGAAGUUACUCUAAUCUGCCAGAAAAAGUGCCUGUCUUCCCUGAUUCUGCCCACCUGCCGCUGAGCAGGUCCUUCUAUCUGGACCCCAUGGUCACUCUCCACUUGUACCCCGAGGCCCCGGUGCCAUCCCCUUACUUUGAAGACCUGCCGUUGCUGCCCUUUUCCAGUGAUUCGCUGGUCCUGGAAAAUUACAGUGAGCCCUGCCCCUUCUCCUUCCCAAUGCCUUAUCCAAAUUACAGGAGGUGCGACUACUCCUACGGGCCCUCCUUUAUCCGGAAAAGGAAUGAACGGGAAAGGCAGCGUGUGAAGUGUGUCAACGAAGGCUAUGCCCAGCUCCGACAUCACCUGCCGGAGGAGUACCUGGAGAAGCGACUCAGCAAAGUGGAAACCCUCAGAGCUGCAAUCAAGUACAUUCAUUACCUGCAGUCUCUCUUGCACCCUGAUAAGGCCGAGACUGAGAACAACCCUGGCAAAGGUCCCACCAUCACAGCAACUGCCAGCCGCCACACGGACCCUAUUUUUAGAAUCAUUUGACUCAGUGGAUCCAAAUAGAAACAAAUCAUAUCACAAAAUGGGGUUUCAUACCGUCAUGCAGUAGUUUUCCCUAAAUGUAAUUUCUGUGUGGGCAGGUAAUAGCUCGGAUUAACCUGUGCUGGAUAUUUCUUACCUGGGUUUCAGGUGCACUAAACAUCAUCUUCUCUAGAUUGAGAAGAUGCUUCUUAAGCACUUUAGGAGAGCCGGAGUCCCAGGAUUCUCUAUACCUCUCACCUUGCCCUUCUCACACCCUUCGCCAGAGUCUCAGCCAUGAGAUACUUAAAAGCAUUGAGUGAGGAAUGGUUCCUAAAUACUGGUAGUGCACUGUGCUAACCCUCAUGCUAAGCAAACACAACGAACUCCCUUGAUUUGUCAAA